AUGAGGACACCCCACUACAUCAGGGAGACGGAGACUGUCGACAUGUGCUGGUACGACGGCCUGGAAAUCAGGACGGACAACAUGCUCGACGGAACUUGCACAACAUCAACAACAGGCACUACAACUACACCUGUGGACUGCCUUUGCGAAACGUUGUCCACUACAUCAACAACAGCUAUGGAAGCAAUAACUACAACGGCACCUGUGGACUGCCUUUGUGAACCAUUAUCCACAACAUCAACAACAACUGUGGAAGCAAUCACUACAACAGCACAUGUAGACUGCCUAUGUGAACCAUUAUCCACAGCAUCGACCCCAACUGUAGAAACAAUCACUACAACAGAGACUUUGGACUGCAUCUGCGAACCACUUACAACAACAACGUCAACAACACCAACUACCGCUAACACAUCAUCUCUAACAACCACCUCAUCCACAUCCACAAGUACUUCUACAUCUAUAUCUACAUUCAAAACCAACUCAACAACAUCAACUACACCAACUACUUCUACCACAUCAACAACUCCAACCACCACAUCAUCCAUAUCCACAAGAACCUCUACAUCUACAUCUCCAACCAAAACCACCUCAACAACAUCAACUACACCAACUACUUCUACCACCUCAACAACAUCAACUACACCAACUACUUCCACCACAACAACGACAUCAACUACACCAAACGACUUUCUACCCACAUCAACAAAACUCCAACCUACUUCCAACAACGUCCAAACUACUUCCUACCACUUCAAACAACUCCAACUACACGAACUACUACUUUCACCACUUCACAACAACAAUCAAACUACACCAACUAACUUCUACCACAUCAACCGAACAUCAACUACUUCUACCUACUUUCAAAGCAAAAACAUCAACCUAACCCCAAGUACUUCUAGCCACUUUCAACAAACAUCAACUACCCAACCUAACUUCUAG
Molecule: messenger RNA, 942 nt
Organism: Macrobrachium nipponense
Lineage: Eukaryota; Metazoa; Arthropoda; Malacostraca; Decapoda; Palaemonidae
Exons: 3
Coding region: 1-942 (313 amino acids)
Source: RefSeq, a predicted model, not a curated record